CAACCCAGUCGAUUCUAUUCUAUGAUUCUAUUCUAUGAUUCUGAUUCUAUGAAAACCACCUCAACAUUUCCUCACUUUUCUGGUCACCAUACCAGAUGACAUGAAAUGUCUGGUAUGCUCUGUCGGGUGCAUUAUUUUCCAUGGCAGAUUCUCUCCCCUUCCAAGAGAAACACAAACUCUUGCUACAGUCCUCUGGCAACAGAUUUGACUUUCUUACUAUUUCUUACCAUUAAACCACUGGAUUAAGAAUGAGAAGAGCAAACCAGAGCGUGGUGACAGAAUUCAUCUUUCAAGGCCUUUCCUCCCAGCCAAGAACACAGACUGUUCUUUUUGUUGUGUUCCUGGCUUUUUAUCUGUUGACACUUGUUGGGAACACCGUGGUCAUUCUGGUGAUCAGAGCUGACAGGCAGCUCAAGUCCCCCAUGUACUUCUUCCUUGCCAACCUCUCCUUCUUAGAUAUCUGCUACAUCUCCUGCAACGUCCCCCAGAUGCUGGUGAACCUCUUGAGCGAGAAGAAGACCAUCUCCUUCUCUGGGUGUGCUGUUCAGAUGUAUUUCUCUCUGGCUUUUGGCAUGACAGAGUGUUUUCUGCUCGGGGUCAUGGCCUAUGACAGGUACGUGGCAAUCUGUCACCCCUUGCACUACACCACUGUGGUGAGCAGGCAGCUUUGCAUUCACAUGGUCCUGGCUUCCUGGGCCAGCAGCCUCCUCAGCUCCAUGGUCAUCAACAGCCUCACCUUGCAGCUGCCCUUCUGUGGUCCUGCCACACUCAACCAUUAUUUCUGUGAAGUGCCAGCAGUGUUGGCCUUGGCCUGUGCUGACACAGCCGUCAUGGAGAUGGUUGUCUUCAUCUUCAGCAUCCUCAUUGUCUUCAUCCCCUUCCUCUUCAUCACCACCUCCUACGUCCGUAUCCUUUCUGCCAUCCUGAAGAUUCACUCUGCUCGUUUACAAGCCAAGACUUUCUCCACCUGUGGCUCCCACCUGAUGGUGGUGACCAUUUUCUAUGGGACAGCCAUCUGCAUGUACAUGAACCCCAGGGCAAGGGCUCCACAGGAUGGGGACAAAGUGGUUGCAGUGUUUUACACCAUCGUAGCCCCGAUGCUGAACCCCUUCAUCUACAGCCUCAGGAACAAGGACAUGGAGCACGCCCUGAGAAGGGCACUGAAGAGACCCAAAUCCCUCUUUCUUUAGAGGCUUUUCAGGGUUUGGCAGUAUUGCAUUUAGUUCUGGGAGUUGAUUGUCCUAGACUUAAUUUUGCAGAUUAUGAGAUGAAAUUGUCAAUGUGCUAAAAUUCAACAGCACCUAAACCCAAAGCCCUUGGUUAUAAAUAGCUUCCUAAAGAACAUUUAGGAUUUGGUCUAAAACCCAAAGGCUAAAUAAAGGCCUUGUGACCUCAGCCUGCCUCACUCUGGCAAUUCAUUUGAAAUACAAGUGGAAAAUCAUAGAAUUGUUUUGAUUGGAAAAAAACCUCAAAGAUCAUCAAAUCCAACAGUUAACUCAGUGCUGCCAAGUCCACGAAAAUGCCAAGAGCAUCACGACUAGAAAUAAAAAAGAGGAUAAAAGUUGAAGA
Molecule: messenger RNA, 1569 nt
Organism: Calypte anna (Anna's hummingbird)
Lineage: Eukaryota; Metazoa; Chordata; Aves; Apodiformes; Trochilidae
Product: olfactory receptor 2G3
Exons: 1
Coding region: 249-1190 (313 amino acids)
Biological process (GO): G protein-coupled receptor signaling pathway
Cellular component (GO): membrane
Molecular function (GO): olfactory receptor activity; G protein-coupled receptor activity
Source: RefSeq, a predicted model, not a curated record